AUGACGAAUACAACGUGGGAGCAAAAGGCCAAGAGCAAGCAAGCUCAGACUGCAGCAGCAAUUCCACCAGAGUGGACUUUGCCAGCCGCUGUGCUUCUCAACUCGGCGGCGAACGUCCUCGACGUCCCCAGAACCUGUGGGCUCCUGACCGAGAAAGAAAUCCACAUCACCGAGGACUACGAUGCCACAGGACUACUGGAAAAGUUGGCUACUGGAGAGUUCAGCUCCGUCGAGGUCACAACAGCAUUCUGCAAGCGGGCCGCCAUUGCGCAGCAGUUGACCUGCUGCUUGACGGAGAUGUUCUUCGACAAAGCUCUAGUCAGAGCAAAGCAGCUCGACGAAACCUUUGCGCGAACCGGGACAACAACAGGGCCACUGCAUGGACUACCCAUUAGCAUCAAGGAGUCAUUCAAUGUACCCGGCGUUCCGACUACGCUUGGGUUCAUCGGAUUCCUCGACCGGGCGGCAGCGUCCACGAGCUCUGCGUUGGUUGAAAUCCUGAAUAACUCCGGGGCUGUACUCUAUGUCAAGACCAAUAUCCCGCAGACAAUGAUGACUCCCGACUCCCAUAACAAUGUCUUCGGUCGUGUUCUCAACCCGCACGGCCGGAGCCUAACCGCUGGGGGCAGCAGCGGCGGAGAGGGAGCGUUGGUGGCGAUGAGAGGCUCCAUCCUCGGCGUUGGGACAGACAUCGCUGGCUCCAUCCGCAUCCCCGCCCUCUGUUGUGGCGUAUUUGGAUUCAAACCCACAGCUUGCCGUGUUCCAUAUGCAGGUCAAACAUCGGCCGGGCGGCCUGGGAUGACGGGCAUCUUCCCGUCCGCCGGGCCCUUGUGCCAUUCGAUCCGCGAUGCAGAACUGUUUCUCAGGGUCGUCCUCAACUCGAGGCCGGCCGAUCUGGACGACCUCGCACUCGACGUUCCAUGGUCUCCUGCUCCGCCAAAGGAAACGCUUACAAUUGGGCUCCUGCCCGAGGACCCGUCGCUCCCGCUCCAUCCACCGAUGCGACGGACCCUCGACGCCGCAGUGAAGGCGCUGACGGCAGCCGGCCACCGGGUCAUCGACCUCUCAGCACAGGCUCCGUCCUUGUCCAGUGCGUGUUCUCUGGCAUUGCGGUAUUUCGGCCUGGACCCGGACCGCACUGCCCUGCGCCACAUCACUCAGGCGGGGGAACCAUUCAUUCCCUCGCUCAAGUUCACGUAUGACCUCAAUGAGCCCACACAGGAGCCCACAUUGCGGGAUCUAUUUGAUUUGAAUGUCGCCCGUGGUCAGUUCGCAGCCCAGGCACGCAAGCUCUUUGUUGAAAAUCAACUCGAUCUGUUGCUGGGCACGGCAUAUCAAAGCACAUCGGUUCCCCACGAUACCUACGGUCUUCCGACCUAUACCGUGCUUUGGAACCUGGUUAACUAUCCGGCGUGCGUUCUUCCAUUUGGUCAGGCCGAUAAGGCAGCGGACGAAGCGUAUAGGCGCGAUGUCACUUAUGUGCCCGACUAUCGGCCAGAGGAAAUCGACGGCGCACCCUGUCACAUCCAUCUGAUAGGCAGGCCGAUGGCGGACGAAAGGUUGGUCCAGGAUGCGGCGACUGUAAGCACCGCCAUCAAAGCAGCGAUCAAUCUCUGA
This is a messenger RNA of Aspergillus nomiae NRRL 13137, 1617 nucleotides long. RefSeq names its product general amidase-B. The transcript is spliced from 3 exons. Bases 1 to 1617 code for a protein of 538 amino acids. The record is from RefSeq and is a predicted model, not a curated record. NCBI's taxonomy places the organism in Eukaryota, Fungi, Ascomycota, Eurotiomycetes, Eurotiales, Aspergillaceae.